Molecule: messenger RNA, 433 nt
Organism: Paramecium sonneborni
Lineage: Eukaryota; Ciliophora; Oligohymenophorea; Peniculida; Parameciidae
Source: the annotation of a GenBank genome assembly
AUGAGUUAAUUUGAUUUGUUGUUAAAUCAAUAUUAAAAUAUAAAUGUAAAACUCGCCGUCUUGAGAUUAGUAAUUACAAUAACAGCUGUUAAGUUCGUUGAUACUUAUACAAAGUUAACUCAAAUAAAUGCUAGCACAUUUGAACAUGUGAUAUUGUCUUGAGUUUGAUACAACAACAAAUAAUAGAGUAGUUGUUUUUAUAAAUUUCAGAUAGUUGAAGACUUAGAGAAAGAAUCUUGUAUAAAGUAAUAAAGAAGAUUAAGUUUAUCACUAGAAUUAAAUUGAAGCUAAUACAUUAUUAAAAGAGAAGAAGAUAUCAGGGUUACUAUUCAAGAUAUUUCAAAUAAUGAAUCUACUUAUGCAAGAGAAGAGGCAUCAAGAAAUCAACAACACGAAACCUUUGUUAUUAAGUUUGCUGCAAUUGAUGAUGUGA